GUAAUGAGUACUCCUAUUUCGGACCGUAUCUUGCACCCCAUACGGGCAUACAUACCCAGAUAGUCGGAUACAUGGUAUUGCCUCCCUAUCUCCAAACUGAAAUUUCCAUCUUUUCUCUCACUCACACACUUUCUCAGUCCUCCAAAGAUGUUGGCAACUCCAAAUAUCCAAACAUGGUCUUGCCGGAACGACCCUUUCAAAUACCCUUCACCCCCUUUUCUUACCGUCUCCUUUAAGUCAAGCCUUCAUGAUAAUUGUAUUGGACGUCUACCUUUUCUAUGGAUGGCGGAUAGAUCAGAGAAGAGCUUGAGAUCAGCUGAAGAACCAGGUAAUGUGCUUUAUCUCAUGGAGGCUAUCGGACAAGAUCGAAUACUGCAAACAAGAGCUGUAAAAUUGCAUAAACGGCUUACUGUAGUAAAAGUUGGUAAUUAUGCAGAAGUUACAUCCAUGAAUGUACGCAGUCCUUUAAAUCAUGGCGGGUUGCUUGGAAAAAGUACUCAAAAUUGCAGGAUUUCAACUAGUGGACCUGUUGUAAAUUGGAGAAAACACAGAAUGAAACAAGUGUCUUUCUGUGGGACUCUGGUAGAGAAUUCAGAUAGCAUGUUAAUUGCUGAUGCGGAGAGGAAGAAAGGCAAGCCUACUGAAGGGGUUAUGGAGGCGUUGCAGUCAAUUACAGACCCAAACGUUGCUUUUGAAUACUUUAAGUCUGUAGCAGGGAUGCCUUAUGUUGUUCAUACCACUGAAACUUGUAAUCACAUGCUUGAAAUGUUGAUGGUUCACAGGAGAGUAGGGGAUAUGGUUUUUGUUUUUGACUUGAUGCAGAAGCAAAUAAUUAACAGGAACUCAACCACUUACUUGACCAUUUUUAAGGUGCUCAAUGUAAGGGGCGGAAUGAGGCAAGCUUCCUUUGCGCUUGAUAGGAUGAAACCUGCUGGUUUUAUUUUGAAUGCUUAUUCCUACAAUGGAUUCAUUCAUUUGCUUCUUAAGUCGGGGUAUUGUAGGGAGGCUUUGGAGGUGUAUAGAAGAAUGAUUAAAGAAGGAAAUAAGCCUAGUUUAAAGGCAUAUUCUGCACUUAUGGUUGCAGUGGGUAAACGGAGGGAUACUGAAACUGUUAUGGAACUGUUGAAAGAGAUGGAGAGUUUGGGAUUGAGGCCUAAUGUUUACACAUUCACUAUAUGCAUUAGAGUUCUUGGGAGAGCGGGAAAAAUCGAUGAAGCGUAUAGAAUCUUGAAAAGAAUGGAUGACGAAGGGUGUGGGGCUGACGUUGUUACUUAUACGGUUCUGAUUGAUUCACUUUGUGUUGCUGGUAAACUAGACGAGGCGAAGAAUUUGUUUCUAAAGAUGAAAGACAGUUCUCAUAAACCUGAUCGAGUAACUUACAUCACACUUAUGGACAAAUUCAGUGAUUGUGGAGACUUGGAAAGUGUGCAUGAACUUUGGAGUCAAAUGGAAACUGAUGGCUUUCGAUCUGAUGUUGUUACCUUUACUAUCCUCUUAAAUACUUUAUCCAAAGCCGGAAAAAUUGAUGAGGCGUUCUCUCAAUUAAACACCAUGAGCGAACAAGGUAUUGCACCAAACCUUCAUACCUACAACACUUUAAUUGGCGGCCUUUUGAGAGCAAAUAGGCUGGAGGAAGCAGUAAGUCUUUUUGAGAGGUUGGACUCUCUUGGUGUUGAAGCAACUGCCUAUACUUACAUUCUGUUUAUAGAUUACUAUGGGAAAUCAGGAGCGUCAAACAGAGCUCUGGAGACAUUUGAGAGUAUGAAAAGCAGGGGAAUUGUCCCGAAUGUUGUUGCUUGUAAUGCUUCCUUGUAUAGUCUUGCUGAGGCUGGGAUGCUGAAGGAGGCAAAUGAUGUUUUCAGUGAACUUAAAAAAAGUGGAAUUGCUCCAGAUUCUAUAACAUACAACAUGAUGAUGAAGUGCUACAGUAAGGCAGGGAGAGUGGACGAUGCAGUCAAGUUGCUUACAGAGAUGACAGAAAAUGGAUGUCAUCUGGAUGUGGCUGUCAUCAACUCAUUGAUCGACAUGCUUUACAAGGUUGAUCGAGUGGAUGAGGCGUGGGAAAUGUAUCAAAAAUUGAAGCAUAUGAAUCUUACUCCAACAGUAGUGACCUACAACACACUACUAUCUGGAUUGAGGAAAGAAGGUAGAGUCCAAGAGGCUAUUAUUUUGUUCACAACCAUGAUAAAAAAUGGUUGCCAUCCAAACACAGUUACUUUCAACACGCUCCUAGACUGCCUCUGCAAAAACGACGAGGUUGAUAUGGCUGUGAAGAUAUUUUUUGACAUGAGACAAAUGAAUUGCUUUCCAGAUGUGGUUACUUACAAUACUCUCAUAUAUGGUUUAACUACAGAAAACCGAGUAUAUGAUGCGUUUUUGUUGUUUCACCAUAUGAGGAAAUCAUUGUACGCUGAUUGUGUAACAUUGUGCACUCUUGUUCCUAGUUUAGUGAAGAACUCAAAGACAGAAGAUGCUUUAAAUAUUAUCAGGUUCUUUUUGUGUCAUGCUCAACAUCGUGCAGAACGGUCAUUUUGGGAAGAUCUGACUAGUGGGGUUAUUGUUCAAACAAGCGUUGACAAAGCUAUGGUAUUUGCUGAAAGCUUGAUAUCUUCUGAGCUUUGCCAAGAUGACUCAGUUUUAGUGCCUCUCUUCAAGGUGUUGUCCAAACAUAAAAGGGGACUUGAAGCACAUGAUCUUUUUGUAAGAGCUAGAAGCUGUGGAAUUGAGGCUACUUUGGAAGUGUAUUAUAUAUUGAUUGGAGGGCUUCUGGAUAUCAGGCUUGUUGAUUUGGCUUGGAAUCUCUUUGAAGAAAUGAAAAAAUCAGGUUGUGUCCCAGAUGUGUCCAUAUACAAUUUGUUGCUUGAUGCUCUUGGAAAAUCUGGGGAAGUUGAUAGGCUUCUAAAUUUUUUUGAAGAAAUGCAGCAUUAUGGUUGUAUUCCCGACACAGUAACUCACAAUAUCAUCAUCUCCGGCCUAGUGACAUCUAACAACAUAGACAAGGCUGUUGAUAUGUUUUAUAAUCUUGUUAGUCGAGAUUUUUCACCAACUCCUUGUACUUAUGGUCCUUUGAUAGAUGGACUGGCAAAGUCAGGAAGACUGGAGGAAGCAAAAAGAUUAUUUGAGGAGAUGAUCGAUUAUGGAUGUAAACCUAACUGUGCUAUUUAUAAUAUCUUGAUAAAUGGGUUCGGCAAAUGUGGUGAUAUGGAAUCUGCUUGCACUUUGUUUAGAAGGAUGGUUAAAGAAGGAAUACGACCAGACGUGAAAUCUUACUCAAUUCUUAUUGACUGCCUAUUGAUGUUAGGGCAAGUGGAUGAUGCUUGGGAUUAUUUUGAGGAAUUGAAAUUGCAGGGACUUGAUCCUGAUUUAAUAUGUUACAACUUUAUGAUCAAUGGUCUUGGGAGAUAUGGUAGAAUUAAUGAAGCUCUAUCUCUUUUUGGUGAGUUGCAGACAAGGAGGAUUUCUCCAGACUUGUACACGUACAAUUCGUUGAUAUUACAUCUGGGAAUUGCAGGAAUGAUAGAGGAAGCAGGAAAGCUUUAUGAAGAGCUCUUGUUUAAAGGCUUAAAGCCUAAUGUGUUCACAUAUAAUGCUCUUAUUCGAGGGUACGGCAUAUCUGGAGAUCAUGACCGUGCAUAUGCUGUCUAUCAAACGAUGAUGACUGGUGGCUGUAGCCCCAACUUGGGAACCUUUGCACAGCUUCCUAAUCAGUCUUGACUCUUGACUCUCCACAUGAAAAAUUAACAGGUACAUUUAGAUCUUUUGUAAGGGACACUUACAUUAAAUCUUGUUUAGAGGUUACUGUAUUCUCAGUUUUUGCAGAUCCUUGUAUCAAUGUAUAUUCCCCUCACUGUUUAUAAAAAGUAGGACUUGUUUUUAUCAGGAUAGCGCCUGUUAUAGUUAUAGUGGUUGUGGUUGUAGAGCUAGACAAAAACAUGCCUGUAUACACUAUUAAAGUUACAACUCUGUUAUCUUAUUGAUGGCUCUCAUUUUGAUCCUCGUACAAUAA
Molecule: messenger RNA, 4006 nt
Organism: Spinacia oleracea (spinach)
Lineage: Eukaryota; Viridiplantae; Streptophyta; Magnoliopsida; Caryophyllales; Amaranthaceae
Product: pentatricopeptide repeat-containing protein At4g31850, chloroplastic
Exons: 4
Coding region: 148-3714 (1188 amino acids)
Molecular function (GO): protein binding
Source: RefSeq, a predicted model, not a curated record